Messenger RNA from Ascochyta rabiei, 384 nucleotides. Its product is annotated as GTPase regulator Nrf1. The record is from RefSeq and is a predicted model, not a curated record. The coding region runs from base 1 to 384 and encodes 127 amino acids. Gene Ontology annotation, cellular component: vacuolar transporter chaperone complex; fungal-type vacuole membrane. NCBI's taxonomy places the organism in Eukaryota, Fungi, Ascomycota, Dothideomycetes, Pleosporales, Didymellaceae. The transcript is spliced from 2 exons.
AUGUCGAGCCAACCUCUCCUCCAGACGGCGCCGGGCAAGCGCAUCGCCCUCCCCACCCGCGUCGAGCCGAAAGUCUUCUUCGCCAACGAGCGUACCUUUCUCUCGUGGCUCAACUUCACCGUCAUCCUCGGUGGUCUCGCCAUUGGUCUCCUCAACUUCGGUGACAAGGUCGGAAAGAUUAGCGCCGGCCUCUUCACUCUGGUCGCUAUGAUGGCUAUGGUGUACGCCCUGUUCACAUUCCACUGGCGUGCUAAGAGCAUAAGGAUGAGGGGCCAGGGCGGCUUCGACGACAGGCUUGGUCCUACCGUUCUUACACUGGCGCUCUUCGCGGCAGUCAUUGUCAACUUCGUGCUGAGGUUGACCAUGGCUGACGGCAAGAAAUAG